CCCAACGUUCGAAUUUCUCCCCCUUCAAACCCUAGCAUCCGCUCUUCCUUCUUAUAAAUUACAAAAUAUUUAGACCCAUUUUAGAUCAUAAUUAGUCUAAAAAUCCUUCUUCCUAGAUUCGUUUCUUCCAUCUCUAACGUCUCUGAGAUCAAAUUUUGGGUUUGGAGACGCUAGAAUGACGACUCCGGUGAAGAAACCUCAUGGCCGGCGACCUCAGACCUCGGAAGAUUGGAAGUUCCCUGAGAAUUCUGAUCCCACUCCUUCUCGGAAGCCCGUGACAAUGACCCCAACCUCAGAAGCUUGGAUGUUUUCGGAGAAUUGUGAUCCCAAUCUUCUUGUUUCCACUCCUCGGAGAGUCAUGAAGUCGCCCGCAAUGAAGCUGGUGAAUUCGAAGAAGAAGCCGACCCCCAAAACCCCCGGCCGGACCCUGUCAUCCGCUUCCCCGGCCCAAGAUAGGAAACCUGUCAAUGCCAAGAAGAACUCCAUUAAGAGGGGAAAGGAUUUGGAGUCCAAGAAGGGUUGUCGAGUACUCUGUGAGUCUCCCUGUGCGCCUGAAAAAAUGUUCAUCACAAAAGAUCAGAUGAUCGGAGCUUGUGUGGUCGUAGAGGCAUCCCCAGUUGAAGCUGAUGGAUCAAAAGAAUGCAUAGAGAAGAAGAAUUGGGUCACUGAGAGCAAGGAACCAUUGGAGGGAAGCGGGCGUUCGGUGGUGGAAGUUUCAGGUGGUCAGGAUUCGAGAGGGAGUUCAAAGAUGAGGAAGAUGAGGAGUAAGAUUCUUCAAGAAGCCACGAGCAGCAUGCCAGAGCCGGGGGCUGGGCGGGUGAUGUAUCUGGUGAAGGCGUUUGAGAGGCUUCUCUCCCUCUCAAAGGAUGCACAAGGCAGAGAAAAAGUAGAGAACAAGAAGAAGGUGAUGAAUUGGGCCUUGCCAGGUUUGCAGCAACCUCCAAAGGCCAAGGAAACUGAGGUUUCCUCUUCCCCUGGGUCCUCGUCAUCCAAUUUCAUCACUGGAAAGUGCUUCGAAAGAGAUUCCGGCGAUUACUCUUCAGUGGACAGCAGCAACGAUGAUAGUAGAUUGAGCUGGGGGAGCAGUACAUCAGAUGGUGGACGAAGGAGUGGACGAAAUAGCACUGGCUCUUCAGGAAGGAGCUGGAAUAAGAAGCUGAAAGUGACAAGCCAGCAGCCAUUCAAGUUGAGGACUGAGCAAAGAGGAAGGCUCAAAGAAGAGCAUUUCCUAAAGAAACUGAAGGAAAUCCUUUUGGAGGAGGAGAAACAACGCAUACCAAUUGCUCAAGGACUCCCAUGGACCACAGAUGAACCAGAGUGCUUACUGAAGCCUCCCACAAAGGAACCCACCGAGCCAAUCGAUCUCAUUCUUCACAGUGAUAUGCGUGCAGUAGAGCGUGCUGAGUUCGAUCUUCAGGUUGUCGAGCAUCUGAAUUUUCUCGAGCAAAUUCGAAUGGAGAAGGAGAGGCAGCAAAAGUUGGAAGAAGAGGAGGAAAUACGGAGACUCAGAAAAGAGCUCAAACCGAGAGCUCAGCCCAUGCCUUACUUCGAUCGGCCUUUCAUCCCGAAGAAACCACCCUGUUUGCGUGGUGAAGGUCAACGAAGCCCAACACAGUCCCUAAGGAGCCGAAGUUCCACACUCGCCCUCUCAGUCUCAGGUCAUGGGAAACGACUUGAAGAACGAAUGUGCCAUGCGAACAUAUUUGUAUCAGACUCCCCAGUGAUUGUUGGAGAGCUAGUUUCUGAUGUUCAAGCUGCGCGCGAUCUCGUCGUGGGAACACUGUGCUCCCCAGAGCCAUUCUCUGUCAUCAAUUUCUUGACAUUUGGCAUCAUGUAUUUGUUUGAGUUAUUGUUUUUGCAUACCAUUUCUCUCCGAUGGCACCCAUGAUGCUGCUUGUGUUUUCGGGAAUGCUUUUGAUAUUGGGAUUCUCUUUCCAAUUGCUUUACCAUACUUUAUAUAUGAGGAAAUUUAGAAAGAGUAGCCAUUCUUUCUUGUCCCUGAGAA
Messenger RNA from Phoenix dactylifera (date palm), 2005 nucleotides. Its product is annotated as microtubule-destabilizing protein 60-like. Gene Ontology annotation, cellular component: nuclear microtubule; spindle. The record is from RefSeq and is a predicted model, not a curated record. NCBI's taxonomy places the organism in Eukaryota, Viridiplantae, Streptophyta, Magnoliopsida, Arecales, Arecaceae. Gene Ontology annotation, biological process: activation of protein kinase activity; regulation of mitotic spindle organization; mitotic spindle assembly. Gene Ontology annotation, molecular function: microtubule binding; protein kinase activator activity.